UCGCUCGCAUUUAUUUUCGUGUUUAUUUGUUUACGAAACCACCUAAGAGAGAAAUUGUCGAGUGAGGCUUAUCGGUCAUGCUCAAAAUCGUUGGAUCGUUGACGACCGUGGGGGGAAAAACGAAACUGUCAAAUAACCGGCUCGAUUUAUCUUGAUCGUUGUCUGGAAGCCCAAUUAAUUCUUCGCGUCAACGUUUCUUGUCAAAAUACAUGUCGAAUGUCGAGACGGGGAGAAAUACACGGACGAGCUUCGUGCGGGGAACGUACACACGCGCGUAUUCGUGUGCAAACAAAAGCCCGCCGUGUGGUUCUCUCUCGCAUUAAUCGUUUUUAUCGGGCGCCGUGAGAAAAGACAAAAGCACGCAGGAAGUCGAGAAGCGCGAGUGGCGUGCUCUCGUACAACUGAAAGUGUAACAACAGCGACGACAAAUUCCAAGAGUAAUCGUAAUGACGUUAAUUGUCACGAGAAUAGGCUCGGUGUCAAGUGCGAGGACAGAGAUGUGAAGUAUAUUCUCGUUGCGAAAAGUUGUUCGAGGCUGUGUGUCGUGUGACGCGUAUCUCGAGAGUUCGUCGACCUCGAAGAGUCAAUUUUCUUCAACUUUGUGUAAUUGCAUCGAAGACGUGCUUCCAUUCCCUUUCGUGCAGAGCCCUCGUCCCAGGGACAUUUCGGAAGUGCCUCGAGUCUGCAUUUCUCGAAUGACCAGAAAGAGCUUUUGCUACGUCAGGAAAUGGGCCUCGCCUCCUUGUCUGUCGGCCCUCCCCUGCCCCGCCGCUCUCUCUCUCUCUCUCUCUCUCUCUCUCUCUCUCUCUCUCUCUCUCUCUCUCUCUCUCUGAGCCUCAGGAAUAUUACAUUAUCAACAAAACACUUGUGAGACUGCGCCACAGUGCCAUAUACUUUGAUCAUACUCCCGAGAAGCCUGGCGAGAGCUCCUCCAAACUAUUUCUCACUGCCAAGGUCUGAACUGACGAUGCAUCAAAUGGAGAGCACUCUUUUCACCUCAAUUAGGCUCUGCGAGAGGUGUAAGGACCUUGAAAACCCUUUCCGAUCGUUAGUGAAUUUUCCUACGUCAAUUCAUCUAUGGUUCGAACACUCGAACGGUACGAGCUCCUCGCGAAAUUACUCGAUUUUCCCAUCACUGAGAACCUUCGAUUAUUUUCAUCGAUGAAAAUGUCGGUGGACGUACAACUAUCUCACGAGUCGAACAGCGAGUCAGUUCGAGCAACGAGCUUUUUGACAGUUCUUCGAACGGUCGUAUCGAUCUCUGAGAAAAUGGACCGAUAAAUAUUUAAAUAAACGUCAUUGUUCGUCACAGUUUUUUACCAUUAAAAAUGCACAAAAAAAUUCAAUUUAUAUAAGUUUCUAUAGUAAAUUGAACGAAAAAUAAACGUGAUGGAGCGUCGAGUCGUUUGUUCAUGAAAAAGGUGACGCGCGAAGCUCUUAUUUACAAAUGACGUAUCGGAAUGUCGACGAUUUCCGGUUCGCGAUUCGCCGAUCGUCCUUUACAAUGAACCGUAACGAUGAGGGACAAGAAAGGAGGGGCGCUCAGUCGAGUGCAAAAACUGAAAAAACGACUGAGCCACAGCUUCGGUAGACUUUCGAUAUCGAAAGAAGAGGCUGACGACGUUACGAACCGAGGACCUUUGCCGUACAAUGGCUAUUCCGAGGAGUUCCUAGACCGUUUGGAACCAAACGGCAAUAUACCUACGGAUAAAGAUCGUCGAUACGAAUGGACAGGUGUCGGGGAUCACGAUAGAGUCCAUCGUCAGCUCUCCGUAUCGAGCGACUCGAAACUCCUCGAUGAAGACAUAAGGGAAGAGGCUCGAGUUAUUUUGCGGCCACGACGUCCUCCACGACCAAAAUCCGAGGUUUUUCUCGGUCCCGAUCCACCACCCCGGAGAACAAAGAGAUUUUCUGCGUUUGGGGGUGACUCGCCGUUCGGUAAAUCCGAGGCUUACAUAAAGCUGGAACAAUUAGGGGAGGGCUCAUACGCCACAGUGUUCAAGGGUUUCAGUCAUUUGACCAAUCAAGUUGUGGCUUUGAAGGAAAUCAGACUCCAAGAGGAAGAGGGAGCACCGUUUACUGCCAUACGCGAAGCCAGUCUUCUUAAGGAACUCAAACACAACAACAUCGUGACGCUUCACGACAUCAUUCACACGCGCGAAACUCUCACGUUUGUGUUUGAGUAUGUUCACACCGAUCUUUCACAGUAUAUGGAAAAGUAUGGCAGCGGCGGUGGUCUUGAUCCACGGAACGUCAAGCUCUUCCUCUUUCAACUUUUACGAGGUCUCGCGUAUUGUCACCGAAGGAGAGUGCUUCACCGUGACGUAAAACCUCAAAAUCUUUUGAUAAGUGAGAUCGGUGAAUUGAAGCUCGCUGAUUUUGGUUUAGCGAGAGCAAAAUCGGUGCCGUCGCAUACGUAUUCACACGAAGUUGUGACACUCUGGUACAGGCCACCGGACGUUCUCCUAGGUUCGACGGAAUAUUCGGGCUCGUUGGAUAUGUGGGGUGUAGGUUGUAUAUUUGUCGAGAUGUUAACCGGCGUUGCGACGUUUCCCGGCGUACGUUGUACGUACGAUCAGCUCGACAAGAUAUUCAAAAUACUCGGAACACCGACCGAGGAAACUUGGUCGGGAGUAACUCAUUUACCGGGUUACAGUCCCCACAGACUAGCAUUUUAUCCAAUACGAAAACUCGGUCUCUCGUUUCCGAGGCUUUACGACGUCGCCGAGGGUGAUAGCAUGGCUUCCUCGUUGCUACAGCUCAAUCCGGAUGAACGGAUAAGCGCCGAAGCGGCACUUCGGCAUCCGUAUUUUGCCUCGUUACCAAGAAAAUUAUACGAACUGCCUGAUGAGGUGUCGAUAUUCAGCGUCGAAGGUUGUCAUCUGUUCACGGAAUCACGACAGACGUAUGCGGACUCUCGUCACUCGACUCUCAAGACAUGAGGUCGGGUUUAAGCGAGAAGAACUUUAUUAAAAAAGGGAGAAGAAAAAGAGUUAGAAAAUAAUGAUGAGGGAAGGAUGAGGACUCGGAGAUGGAGCCUGAGCGCGAAAGCCCUCGCGCGUUCGCUCACACGACGGUAGAGAAAAGGAGAAAAAAAAGUGUGAAAGUGUCGUUAGUAUCGAGCAAACUCGAGGACGACGAGGGAUCGAAAUAAAAAUAAGCGAUCCGGAUUUGCGAAUGCAAAACGCGUGAUCCGGGGCCGCCCACAUUUAAACAAACGAUAAAAAAUAAACGAAGAAAAAGAAAACGAAACGCGUGCGAAAUCGUUAAAAUAAAAAAAAUUCAAAUUACUCUAGCGCAAGAUACGAAUACACCGAGACACACGGGGAGAGACACGAAUACACAGUGAUGGGGAAAAAAAACAAGCACUGAAAGUCACGGAAAACGCACGCUCUCUCUCUCUCUCUCUCGCUAUCUCUCUAUCUCUUUCAGGGCUUCGGCAUACUCUCGUACCAACGCUGAUCCACUUUUAGAUUCCAACAUACAUACGCAGACUCAUAUAUGUAUAUAAAAAUCGUACAUAUAUAUUAAUACACACUGCAUUUUCAUUUAUUUCGACACGCUUUGAUUCUCUGUUCCUUGAGUCUUGUGCUGGUUACAAUUCGUUUGUGCUAAAACGAAGAAAAAAAAUGAUUAUUUUUCUUUCGCAUAAACGAAUAACGUUCGUUAAUUCAUGAAAACUUGUGCACACACAUACACAUAUUUAAAGUCGGAUAGAGAUGAACCCGGAAACGUUGAAGAGUAAAAGAAACAAGAGGAGAACGGAGUCAAACUCACGUACACACACACACACACACACACAUCCACACACAAAUCCACAUAGACACGAAUUUUCGAGUGAUAACGCACGCUGAAUUUUUAGGAAGCAAAAAUGAUAAAAAAUUAUAUUUAAACGAAAAAAAAAAGCAAAAAAUGCACGUACAACCCAUCCUCGCACUUCGUCCAAAUAUUAGCUUUAGACUGAUUUCAAUCAAAAAUAUGAGAGAAUAAAUUGAAAGAUGAAAAUGAAGUAAUGAGGAAAAAUUCAGGUACAAGACACACGAAGCGUUGUCUUUGACGCUCAUCGUUGUUCUGAAACUAAUACGGACCACUUCUCGAUAAACAGCCAAACCGAAUAAGAACUACGAGGUUCUUACGUAGCGAGAAACCAAAUUAGAAAACGUAAAUCUUUACGUAAGAUCAAUAAAAUCAAAUCGGCAAAAGUAUAAGAAAAAAACGAAAGCCCGAAGCAUGGAAGACUUGUAGCGUCUCUGCGAAAUUCAGGAUUAUUAAUUUUUUAAGUUUCCUUGUAAUGUCCUCGUUCGUCCUUUAUUGAACGCUAACGCAAUACCGCUCACGUCAUAUCUCUUUUAUCUUGAGUGUCACGCAUAAAAUAAACACAUACAAACAAACAAAAUCUUAUUCGAAUUACAUUAGUUGAUAAGCGAUAACGGUGAUCAUAGCGAAUAAUUAUAGCGAAAUAAAUAAGUUUUUGUGAUGUGACGCUCGAGAGAUAUUGGCUGUGUUUUUUGUCGUUUUACAAAGCCGCAAAGACGAAAGAGGACAACGAUUUACAAAUGGAGUCAUUCACGCAACUCAAUCGUACCAAAUUUCCAUAAAUUUUCAACCCGACAGCACUCCCGCUACUCGAGCCUUAAACUAUGGUCGGGCAAUGAGAAAUUUGCUUUGAUUUAUCAUUCUAAUAUUUUAUCUAAUAAGUGACAAACAAAUUGUGAAUAUUGCCGUAAAGAAUUGUGAAAUCUUUGAGACGUGGAGUGUGAGAAUACGUUUCAUGAGCGGCUGCCGACAGGUAGAAAGAACUUUUGCAGUAUUCAAAACACUUGCGAAAAAUAUAAAAAUAUAUAUUUAUUAGUCUCAUGUACGAGAUGUGAAAAUAGAACGAUCGGUACACAUCUUGCAAUAAAAUAAAUAGAUAUGCUGUCUUGAGUGAGUUUUAUAAUACACGCUAAUUUACGAAGACCUCAACAAAAUUACGAGGCAUAACGGCUCAAGUAAAGUAAGAAAAAAUCGAAUUUCGUACGAUAGUUCGACAAUCGAAGACUUUAAGGUGAUCUAUCAGUUGCGCGGGUUCGAGAGAGAUAGCUGAAAAGUGGUUACAUCGUUUACGCCUACAUUCUUGAUUUUUCGAGAAAAAUAAAAGUUACAACUUGUUCUCUGAUAAAAUGAGAACAGCGUAAAACUCAUAUUUUUUCCAAACAUCGAGCUACUAGGAAAAAACCAGUAAAAGCGCUAGUAGAACAACUGACAGAUCACCUUAACCAACACUUUUGUGGUAAAAUAACUAUUAUUCUUUACACCUCGGUCGAACGUACGUACUUUUGGCACCGAUUUCAGCGCUAAAAGUAUAACAUUUCUCCACUGUCAAAACUGCACCCCCAUUAUUUCUCUCAGCGGGAGCAAACAUUUUUUUCUGCAUUCCGCAAGGUUUGACGUAAUUAUUUUUUUGACUUUUGACGUUUGAAUCGAUAUUGCCUAUACAUUUUUUGAAUGGCUGUGUCUAGUCAUCCGGAAACCGUACGAAUAAGGUUGUGUUAUUCAUUCGGAAAUAUUUUAUGGAAAUGUCAUAUUAUUUCCAAGCACUAUGAUCAAAACAGCACUAUACUGCUACAAAUCCGAAUGAAUAACAUACGUUUAUCCUUACAGAUGAAAUCAAUGCGAAGGCCAAAAAUAAAGUGACCGAUCUGAUGAAAUGAAUAUAGUCGUUCGGAAUAAUGAUCUAUUUUCAGGUUCAUAGGAAUUCAUAUAAAUUAUCUUUGCUAAUCUUGUUUUUUUGAGCAAAUGUCGGGACAGGCAUCAAAACAUCUUCUAUCGAUAGAUGCAUGUUUCGGAAGAAACGUACUUUCGAUCGGCUGUAAAGAAAAAUAGUAUACACUGCAAGGGCAGACGUUUCAUAGCCAUGAACUGCGCGUCAAACUUUCUGCCCUUGCAGUGUAAUAUACUAUUUUUUUGCACGGGAUCGUAAAAUGUGCUAAUAUUUGUAAGAUUUCUAGUUUUUCGUACUUACUCUUUCUAUCACUUUGCUUUUGAAUCCUUUGAUGUGUGCUCUUCGAUCAAUUUUUCCUAGCGCACGAUUACGUUGAAUUUACACGAAGAUUCAUACGAACCACAAAACCUGUGACCGAUAUGUUUGACUGAUUUCACUCAAAUUACGCCACCAUAAAUUGAGAAAAAACACUCGGCAAUGCAGCUCAGCGAGGAGCGUGUCAGUCGGUCCGUGACUAAACGGUCACCCAUUAACUAGCGUCGCUUGAAAACGUGUUUUUCUUAAAGAACGUCGCCUCCGAAUGUUUUAUUUGUGUAAUUUAAAGAGAUUUGUAACGCUUCGAAAAACACUGCAAGUUUUUCGACGUGAAUCCAUCGAUGAGUUAUCGUCGAAUGCUCCAUAUGUAUGACGAAAAAAAAAAACAAUUAGAAAAAUAGCGAGGGAAAUGAUGAUUAAAAUUGAAUCGAUAACCUUCGGAAAAAUUAAAUAACCGACGGAGUUAGCAUAGUUUUUAAGGGAUUCGUUAACAAUUUAGAAAAGUCUUCAGGCGUCUAGCGUGAUCGCCCGAAGCAUAAUAGUAUCAAUGGUAAAUAAGUAGUUGAAACAAGAAAAAGAAAGAUCAUCGUAACCGAUGGAACUACUAAUCUUAGAACAAUUUUUUCUGCCACAUUCUUUGCCGGAAAUUAAAUCCAGCGUUCGAUAACCAAAUGAGAAAAUUUUUAAAUAAACACAUUAAACGACUAAGUAAAAAUAAAAGUAGUUUCAACAUUGAAGAAAGGAAAAAAGAGAGAAACAAAAGAAACACGAAUAAAUACAAAAAACUUAAUCAAGGAAAGCGGACACAUCGAUGUAGUUUCAGGAAAAUAGUAGGCCCGAUCGGUUGGCAAAAGUGGUAGAGUAGAGUCGGAGGAUUUUUCUCCCAAUUUACACAAGAAAAAACAAAAUAAACGUGAAAGAAUUUAAACAUUAACAAAAAAAAUUGUAAUAUCAAUUCGACGAGACUGCGCGUACGAUAAUUAAUUAAUCGUACUUUUAUUCGAUUUAGAAGUGGCGCGUAAUAUACGUAGAAAGAAAGAAAAAAAUAAAAGCGAACGAGCGUUACAGGUCUUCCAGAACAAGAGCAAAAAACAAUGAGUGAAACAAGUAGAGGAGUCCAAAAAAAAUUGACGAUUACGAUUUGACGUUAUUAAUUAACGAUUCCCUCCCCCUUUGCCCCCCCCCCCCCCCCCCUCGACCCCCCGCCCCUCAAGUAGGUUAUAUUUAUACCGAUUUUUCAGCACACUUAAUAAAUAAAUAAAUAGAAAGGAAAAAACUAAAUAAAUUUAAAUGUAUCAAGAGAAACGACACAGAAAUGCGAAGCAAUGUUUCAUGAGGAUCACGAAAAUAAGAUCUUGCGAGGGAAGGACAAUUUUUGUUCCAUUACGCAACGUACGGUUCUUUGAAAGAGAAAAAAAACAACAAGUUUUUCGAACGAUCGAUCAAACGAUACAAAUGCAGUAUAGGUCGAAGAAUAAAUACACUAAAAAGACGAAUGUAUGCGAACUGUAUUUGUUUCCUUAGUUGAAACAUUAAUUUGGAGAGUGGACGAUGGGAUUAUGUAUAUAGAACACCAUGAUUCAUAUUAUGAAUGGCGCUGAUAAAGCUGAGACGAGAGUAAUAAAUGUGUCUUUGUAAUAAAUUAAAAGAGAUGAAAAAAAAAGAAAAGAAAAAAAAUACGAAAUAAGGAAACGAAAAAGAAAAAUGCUAAAAGUGAGAAAAAAUGUGUUUGAUGUUGUGGAGAAUCAAUGGUAACGAGCAAAGAGAAGCAAAAUAUCCACUAUCAUUUGUUUUCUUUUUUAUUUUUUAACGAGCUCAUGAUUGUCAAUUUUUUAAUUUCAUUUGUUUUGAUAGAUUUAAAGAUAUCUAAGUUUAGAAUUAAAUGCCGAGACUGUAACUCGUAUUAUUUUUACACACUGACAUUAUUUUUGUUAUGCCGACCCCGUGCAGCCCCCCUCCCCCCUUGUUCUCUGCAAGUGACAUAAAUAAGUAUAAAUAUUUACGACCAUAACGUGGGCUGCAGGACGUCGCUGUUUCGUUUUCUCUUAUCUCGCCCUAAUAUCUCCCUUUUUCAUUAUUAGAGCGUCAACCUUUUUCUCUCUUUCCUCCUUUUUUUUUUAUACUGCGCCCUCAAUUCCAAUGUAAUUAGUAAUUAGGCAUUAUAUAUUUUGUUUGUACGUUUUUUUCUAUGGUCUUGUAACAUCCGAGCCACGAGUAUAUGUUGUGUACGACGGAGAAACGAUAAACGAUUUGGAGUUUCGAAA
Venturia canescens is the source of this 8283-nucleotide messenger RNA. RefSeq names its product cyclin dependent kinase Eip63E (gene Eip63E). The transcript is spliced from 7 exons. Gene Ontology annotation, molecular function: cyclin binding; ATP binding; cyclin-dependent protein serine/threonine kinase activity. Gene Ontology annotation, biological process: protein phosphorylation. The record is from RefSeq and is a predicted model, not a curated record. Gene Ontology annotation, cellular component: cytosol; cytoplasm; nucleus. Lineage: Eukaryota; Metazoa; Arthropoda; Insecta; Hymenoptera; Ichneumonidae. The coding region runs from base 1518 to 2942 and encodes 474 amino acids.